UCCAUUUUUAUUAAUUUUUCUAUAUAAUAAUCUCCCAUUCUUCAAGUUCAAAGACCCAUAUAUUUUCUCUCUCUAAAGUCCAACCCCAUCAAAAACCCAACCAUUAUUUCUUCCAUUUUUUUCUUUUUUUUUCUUCUAGCUCGUGGGUUUGAACCCUUUAUGAUUUUAUUUAACUUCAUAUUAUUAAACCCUUAAAACUCGUCAAAAUUUUCCACUUGUUUUUUUUCCAAAUUUUCUAGUCUAGUCUUUGUUCUCUUCAAACUUACCGUCUUACCACGAGAUUUCCUUAAAGUUUUUGGUUGCUUAGUUUGCUGCCGUGUUCUAUUUAGUAGACUUUGUUUCAACCAAAUCUUUGGAAUAUAAUUUUCUAAUAUUAAGCUUAACUCUAUGUAUAUAAAUAUAUGACUAUAUAAGUCUUUAGUAUGGUCAUAGUUCUAAAGCAAGUUUGAGUUCAAGAGGAGAAGCUAAGCAAGAAGAGAGUUAUAGAGUUUCGAUUUAGUGAAGCACUUCUAAAGAUAUUCGAGGUCAGAAGUAUUGUUCUUAGAGAAAAUAUUAUAUAUAAAUCAAUGGGAUUAUCAAUUUCCAUAUUGAUUUCUGCUUGGCAUGAAAUUCUGAGUCAAAACUUGUUCAAUCUAGUCUGCAAUGGCUGUCUUUCUUCAAGGGCACGGCGCUUUCCAUUAAGGACGGCGAGUUUUAAGAGAAUUGAAUCCUUUAAGAAGAGUGCUCAGUCACCAAGAAUUGCAGAGACGGAUCAAAGUUCAGAAAUGGGUGUUAGGAAUUUUUCAAGUUUACAAGAUCACAAGCCGGAAAAAAUACUGCUUGAGAAGUCACCUUCUUUUAACUCUCUAGUACAAGAGUAUGAUCCUAGUAAUGCUCCACGUAAAAUGAGUUCGAAUGGAUUAAAUCACAAGCCUCUGCCUGCAAUCACUCUUCCUGAGCCCGCGAUACUGUUUUCUCCAAGGCCGGUUUCUGAGCUUGAUGCUGCUGCAGUUAAGCUGCAGAAAGUGUACAAGAGUUACAGGACUCGAAGAAACCUCGCUGAUUGUGCUGUUGUUGUUGAAGAGUUGUGGUGGAAGGCUUUAGAUUUUGCUUCGCUUAAGAGGAGCUCUGUAUCUUUUUUCGACAACAAUAAACAAGAAACUGCUGUUGCAAAGUGGGCAAGGGCGAAAACAAGAGUUGCCAAGGUGGGAAAAGGCUUGUCUCAAAAUGAGAAAGCUCAGAAGUUAGCUCUACGACAUUGGCUCGAAGCUAUUGAUCCACGCCAUAGAUAUGGGCACAACUUGCAUAUUUAUUAUGAUGUUUGGUUUCAAAGCGAAAGCAGUCAACCAUUCUUUUACUGGUUGGAUAUUGGAGACGGGAAAGAGGUUAAUCUUGAGAAAUGUCCGAGAACCAAAAUGCAGCAGCAAUGCAUCAAAUAUCUUGGACCGAAUGAAAGAGAAGCAUACGAAGUAACUGUAGAAGAUGGGAAGCUUACUUACAAACAAAGUGGAAAUUUAGUUCAUACUGCAGGGGACUGCAAAUGGAUAUUUGUCCUCAGUGCAUCAAGAUCCUUGUAUGUGGGACAGAAAAAGAAAGGUCUGUUUCAACACUCGAGUUUUCUGGCUGGUGCUGCUACGACUGCUGCUGGACGGAUGAUUGCUGUAAAAGGGGUUCUUGAGGCUUUAUGGCCAUACAGCGGUCACUAUCUUCCGACAGAAGAGAACUUCAAUGAGCUCAUGAGCUUCCUGAGGGAUAACAAUGUUGAUCUCACCAAUGUUAAGAAGUAUGCAUACAACGAGGGAGAUUCGUUUAAAAUUCCUGAAGACGAAAGUUCUCCUGAGAAGACAGAAGAUGUCACAGAAGCAACUAAUGAAGAAGCUAUACCAGCUGAUGUCAAGGCCAAAGCCAAAGAUGACCGUGAAUCAGAACCAUUCUCCUUUGCCAGACGCUUGUCCUGCAAAUGGGUCACUGGUAAUGGACCUAGGAUUGGCUGUGUUAGGGACUACCCCUUGGAAUUACAAUCCCAGGCACUCGAACAAGUCAACCUCUCACCACGUGUUACAACUAGAUCAUAUGGCCCAAUUCCUUCUCCAAGGCCUAGUCCAAAGGUUCAUGUCUCUCCAAGGCUUGCAUACAUGGGCUUGCCAAGUCCAAGGACACAGAUGGCUGCGGCCUAAGCUACUGAACAUUGUUAAGCCCUGUGCAUAACUAUAAUGGGGUGUAAAACCUGAAGAUAGGCACUUCUGGUGCCCACUUAGUGUUUUUGUUGAACUAACUUAUUUCUUCAUUUUUUUUCAAUUGGUUUUAUCCCCCUUUUUUCCAACCUUGUUUUUUUGUUUAAAUAACAAAUUUUAGAUCCUAAAUCAUGAUGUAAAGAUGGUCAAAAUGACAAAAUGUAAUCAUGAUCUUACUCUUGAUAUGUAUAUGUAUGAAAUCAAAGAAUGAAUGAAAGUGAGCAUUUUAAUCUUUGACUA
Messenger RNA from Chenopodium quinoa (quinoa), 2453 nucleotides. RefSeq names its product IQ domain-containing protein IQM1-like. NCBI's taxonomy places the organism in Eukaryota, Viridiplantae, Streptophyta, Magnoliopsida, Caryophyllales, Amaranthaceae. Bases 567 to 2156 code for a protein of 529 amino acids. The record is from RefSeq and is a predicted model, not a curated record. The transcript has 9 exons.